Molecule: messenger RNA, 1324 nt
Organism: Homalodisca vitripennis (glassy-winged sharpshooter)
Lineage: Eukaryota; Metazoa; Arthropoda; Insecta; Hemiptera; Cicadellidae
Product: peptidoglycan-recognition protein LB-like
Exons: 5
Coding region: 182-916 (244 amino acids)
Biological process (GO): innate immune response; peptidoglycan catabolic process
Molecular function (GO): peptidoglycan binding; N-acetylmuramoyl-L-alanine amidase activity; zinc ion binding
Source: RefSeq, a predicted model, not a curated record
GGUGCCGGUGCCUUACUGUUAACGUCGUUAUAUUAUUAGUUCUGUUGACGAAUUCAUGAGGAUUCACUGGGUCUCAAGCCUCGUGAAAACAAGCGUCAUUGAAGCGUAAAAGUUAUUCAGGUAAUCUCUGGCGAUUUUAAAUACUGGAAACUAAUAGUGUGGAGCAGACUCAAAACACAUUAUGGAUCAUGAAGACACAGAAAAAGGCAAAGCACUGCCAUCUGGUGGUGAGAGUGUCCAAGACCCACAAACAUCUUCAGAUAAGAGCGUUGCAGAUGCGCUAAUACCUCAAAACAGCAGAGCUAUGAUAUGUUCCUCUACAAUAAUAUGGAAGGAAAUGUCUACAGUGAGUUGUUGGGAACCGUCAUGUCCUCCGAUAGUAUCUCGAGAAGAGUGGGGAGCUCGCUUACCCAAGAAACGCCAGGACCUCACUACGCCUGUUCCUCUCGUCAUAAUCCAUCAUACGUACAGUCCCCCGGCAUGCCACUCUUUGGAAGACUGCAAAAAGGCUUUGGUAGAAAUUCAAAACUUUCACAUGAAUGAUCGUGGCUGGGAUGAUAUCGCAUAUAACUUUCUGGUUGGAGACGAGUACUUGUUUAUGGGCCGUGGUUGGCAGACCGUAGGAGCCCACGCUAAAGGGUUCAACAACAACAGCAUCGGCAUUUGCUUCAUAGGAGAUUACAGAGAGGAAAUACCUUCACCACGUAUGCUGAUUUUGGGCUCAGCUCUGAUAAAAUUUGGGAUCGACAACCAUUUCAUAUCAGCAAACUACAAGCUGAUAGGUCACCGACAAGUGCGUAACACCGAGUGUCCAGGGGAGGCCUUCUACAACGUGAUAAAGACUGCGCCAAGCUGGGGGCCUAUGGAUAAUUCACCAUCACCGAGCAACGUGACUGGGAACCAGGGUGGCUCAUGAGCCACAUUUUGUUUUGUAUGUAAAAAUGUUAUGCAACUUAUAACUGUUUUGUUAAGUUUUGUUUUUCCCCUUCAUUAUGACUAUAUACUAAUAUCCUGUUCCCAUUCGUAAUGUUUAAAACCAUAAAUGUAUUUGUAACUAAUCCCUUUCCUUAGCUACCUUCCACAAUAGUUUUGAAAUAUUAAGUGUGGUUGUAUCUCUUUCGUAAAUACAAAGUACCCACAAAACAGUAUACACGUUUGAUUUUGCAAAGCUUGAUCAUUCCCCCAACGGUUAACUAGAGACUUUUGCACACUUUUUAAUGAGUUAGUUAUGGAAAAAGAUAUGGGGUGAGAGAAAAAUAAUAAUAAAAAAUGUAUAUGUGUCUAUAUAUGUACAAUAUUUAAUGUAUUAAAGCGUUUAUGUUGA